UAAGUCCACUUGUCUGGCAAAGAGAGAGAGAAAUAAAAACAGACCAGAGCGCACGCUGCUUCCUAAGUUGUCCUAGAGGAUAGAAUUAUCGCCAAAACUGUUCAGCUUAUCAUGUCUGGCAUUAUCACCUCAAAACGAAUCAGGUGUCCAUGUAAACGACAUGUAAUGGAUUUAAACUAAAUAGAUAUCCAAGAAAUUUUAUAGUUUACGCUGGACAAGGAAGUGGACGGAAUUACAUUAAAAGUGACUCACGGUGUGAGCGAUGCGUGUGUAACUGAAAAUCCGCAUGACUAUUUGGAGAGAGAUCCGUUUGUAACAACGUUAAAGAUGUCAUAAAUAUUCUUCCUCCAACUGCCACGCUAAAAAAUGGCUUUGGACGCCACGGGAAGUUCUUUGACUUUUUUGCUCCUUUUUGCCGUAUUUCUUCCUGCUGAAGUAUCAUGUUCAUGCGACACUGUAAACCUACAACCGCAUCUCAUCAAGGUCAAAGAAACCGACCAAGGUGUAACAAUAAAGAAUAUAACGUAUUCACUUCCUGACGUCACGUGGAGUAUGGCCCUGUCAAUCGCGGAUACCAUGGCGACAGCUCAGCUUGGGGAAUAUAUCAAACUUAAUUUUGAUAACACAUCUUUGGAAUUGGAAGUUGUGAAAGCUCUCGACAAGGAAGAACUUUAUUCGAAAUUCAAAGUUGAUAUUGAAAGCAUUACACUUCAAAUGUCUUGUUCAACAAGCGGAUCUCUAGCCACACGAACAAAUCUAACGUUGGUUAUCACUGCAUUGAACGAAUUUUCUCCUGAGAUUCACGGAGGACCUUACGACGUAUCCGUGAGAGAGGAUACUUCUAUUGGAUCAACAGUUCUGAUGGUGAAUGUCACUGACCCGGAUGUUCCCAAAACUCCGUUACUGUAUACAACGAAAGCUACUGGCAGUAUGGGUAUGGGCUCGGAAUACUUUGGGUUUCCACAACCAAACAAUCCUGGAAUGAAACUCCUGAAAGGUGUAGAUUAUGACAUGCUUGUAUCCAAUGGAAAAGAACCUAUAUUCCAUUUCCUGUUGAAUGUUACGGACGAGAAUGGUUAUGGUCUACGCAGUCAGACAAACAUUACAGUAGUGAUAGAGGACGUGGACGAUCUCCCGCCAUUAUUCCUGUAUCCUGAAUGUGGAAAACACUGUGCUACGACUCAGUACCGCAUAAUCACAGAAAAAGCACAUAGGGGUCCAUUGACUGUUCAUCCGGUUUCCUUAAAAGCGAAGGACCAAGAUUCUCUCAACUACAGCAUCAUUUAUUCUAUACGUCCAGAUCAGAAGAAUUACCAGUUAUCAUUUGAAAUAGAUGGCAGAAGCGGAAUCAUUUCUCAAGUACGAGAUGUAAACCGAACUGGAAUACUUUCAGUCAAGGCAGAGGAAAACUCCACUAACAAACAUUAUGCCGUGGCAUUGGUAUUGAUAGAGUUCCCAGAAACCCCAGUUAACCAACCAGAGCCUAACACAGCAGAACAUAAUAAAAAUGGACUUCUGAUUGGUUUAAUAGUUUUGGCUAUAGCAGCCGCCGCUUUGUUGUAUUUUGUGGUAUUCCUUGUACUCUUACAUAAAAGGCUUAAGAAGCAGGUAACACCGUUGGAAGUUGAUGACAAGACAACAAAAGAAUUAAAACUCAAAGUUCCGAAAACUUCAGAAGUGAACGAAGUAAAACCAAUUCCUAGAGAAAGUGGGAUUCGAGAAGAAGGUGGCAAUGGUGUUGAGAAUUCCACAGAACACUCAGAUUAUGAAAAGAAUGCACUCGGCAUUUACAAUUCUCCCACACCUUCUAAAAGGAAUAAUCUACUGGAACCGAUAAAAUCUAGAGAAUCUCAAAAGAAAAGGAAGAAAAAGAGAAAGAAAAAGACGGACGUCCUGAAAAGGUUAGGACACGAAAAGCAACAACAGUCGGAUAACACAGAGAUUCAACAUCGGAAUGACGACGAACACACAGAAAACAAACAUCGGAAUGACGACGAACACACAGAAAACAAACAUCCGAAUGAAGACGAACACACAGAAAACAAACAUCGGAAUGACGACGGACACAAAGAAAACAAACAUCGGAAUGACGACGAACACACAGAAAACAAACAUCGAAAUGUAAAGGACACAAACGAAAUGACAGAGGGAGAUAAUCCCCAUCAAGUGCAAGCCUUAGUCGGACACUUUGUGGAUGAAAAUACAGAAAUCAUGGUUUGAAUCUUCUAAGCUUAAGCUUGAUUGUGAUAUUAUUCUCUGUCAUAAACAUUCAAUAUAAAGGAAGUGAUAAAGCUACAUCUAACAGUUGAUUGUAAAAGACCAAUAAGCUACAUAGUAUAUACAAUGAAAACUGCCUAAUCCGACAUCUGUACUAUCCAUUUCACUAGGCAUUCCGACCUUUCUUUUCAAUUUCAUAUUUUCAUUGUUUUACACUGUUUAUUCCGACGUACUGUGUAUUCCGACAAAAAUUGUCACCCAGUGCAUGUCGGACUAAACAGGUUUCACUGUACCAUGAUAUAUCUUUGUGCAUGUAUUGUUAUUUGAUUGCAUGUUUAGUUUGAUACCAAAAACUAAAAGAGAGAAGGACAAACAAAGACCCAUGUAUAUACCAGAGGUGGGAUCAAGUGUCUAGGAGGAGUAAGCAUACCCUGUUGACCGGCCACGUCCCAUUAAUUGUCACCACUGAGAUAAUGUUUCGUUCAGCUGAUAACUUUGGGCCCAGCUUAAUAAUCUUUUUUAUCAAAUAUCCAUACUAUAUAUGACAUGGAUCCCUUCUCCACCAUUCAGUGCCUCGGUCUGUCCAAUACUUGCAUUAGUUGUCAUGUCAUGAUGCCAUACUCCUUGUUGUUAAAAUAAUAGACACUGGAAAAGCAAGUUCUGUAUUAGGUUUUAUCAAAGGUCUAAGAUGAAUAUAAUCCCGGGGACUUGUCAGGCUUUAGGUUUUUUAUUACUUUUUUCUACUUUCUCUGCACUUACCUCAGUGUCACACUACUCGUUAUGGAUAUGUCUCUUGUCCAGUGUUGGAAUCUUCUAGUCAGGUUCAUUUGUAAAAACAUUGCUGAAGAAAUUAGCCAAAAUAUUGGAUUUUACAUCACCACUCUUCGUUUUUUUUCCUGACUUUUAGGAUUAUUGGGAGCUAUACAAAGUUCACCGAUACCUUCGUUAGAUUUGCUUCUAGAGUUUAUACAUUGCCAUGGUCUUUUGGGGUUUGGCUUUCCCCCAGAUGCUAUAUUAUUAUCUUUUCUUUUUUCUUUUGCUUUUGAUUAGUUUCCCAACUUUGUCCAAAACUUUGUUAUAUUCUUUUCUCACUUCAAAAUCCUUUGUUUUGAGAUACAUUUCUUUAAUGAGUGACAUGGCGACUCUAUCUAGUGGGACUUGACUGCGAUGUUGCUUACCAGGCCUGAUGUUUGAGAUAAAUCCUCCAUUCACGGAAGUCUUCCUACACUGUAUCGAUGCCAUCAUCUCCACAGCUCAAUACAGUCUCACUCAGUGUCAACCAGCGCCUGUGUCAGGUCUGUAAAGUCUGCUUCCAUCUAGAUCUCUCCCUAUGAAUGAAAGAUUCUCGAGCUGGACGUAAAAUGAUAUACAACCAACUCACCUUGUAGAUCUAUUGUGUGUUACUAUUGUUUUGACACUUUUCAGGUAUGAUUAAGUAUGAUUACACAUUGGUCACUUUUCUGUAGGGGACUCUGGUAUUACGUGUCACCUAUAGCGUUUUCAUCAAACAUGAGUACUAAGUCAAGAGAACUAGGGUUGUCCUCCUCACGCCAUCUUGUUGUACUGGUUCAUUUAUAACUUAGAAUAAGUAGUUAUCCUUUAUAUAGUUAAGAAAUCUCUGUUCCUCUGAAUUUACACCUUUUGUCGUCAAUGAUUCCCAGUCAAUAAGUAGAUAGUUGAAUUCACCAAUUACAUCAUUGUAUUUUUAAAGUUUACAACAUCACAUAAAAGUUGUCUGAGUUUCUGAUGGAUAUCACAGUCUUCCACAUUUGUUUCAUAUUUGAAUAUUUUUAUUGAACAUAGAUGCAACUUCACGACAAGCGGGAUGACUUCAGUUUCUCCAUCGUUAAUUAUGAAAUACAUUUGUAUACCAACGUCAAGCGUCGCAGUUGAUAGUUCCAUAUAUUUUUAAUGAAAUCUAGUUUCAUAUUUACAUUCUACUUUCAUUUCUGUCGGAAUUCCUAGCAGUUGAAAUAGAAGUACUAAAUUAACCAAACUUCAUACGCGCAUUGUCAACAAUUACAGUAGCAAUCUGUGGUAUCUUUUAUUUCUACUUCACUGGAAUACAUCGAAUCGACCAUGAAUGAAAAUGUGAUGUUUUAUAGAUAAAACUUCGUGGAUAUACAAAUAUAUAUGUAAAUGUCGAGUUGAAGGUCACGGCAAUUGACAAAUACAGCCUGUCGUUAGGUCGAUUACUGUCUGACAAGUUUCCUUCCAAUUGUUGGGCUUUUCUUUACAUUGUUAGACAUUUCUUUACACACUAAUUUUGACAAUGGAUUACUCCGUUUACCUGAUCAAGAUAUAAGACUCACGGCGGGUGUGACCGGCCAACAGGGGAUGUUCACUCUUCCUAGACACCUGAUCCCACCUCUGGUAUGUCCAGGACUCCAGGGUUGGUUUUUUGUUUUUGGUCCUUCUCUUAAUUUUGUAUUCUUUAUGAGAUUGAUCACUGUUCGUUAUGGUCACUUGUUCAAUUGUAAGAUAUCUGCCGACGCAGUCUGUGUGAAUUCAUGAAUAUAAAAUUAUUUGCGCAUACAUGUAUUACUAUAAAAUGACUUUACAUACAAGAACAUACCAUGUAUUUCAUUCUUUUAAACAAGCCUUCAUUUUAGAAUUGUUUGUAGACUAUUGAAUUAAAAAAAUAAAUUAUUGAUCCUUAGAUGAGAUUGAUCACUGUUCGUUAUCUUCACCUUUCAUUAAGAAGUACACACAGGAUAUGUUUUAAAUUUUAAUCUUAAAAGUUACAUUUUUACACUAGCGAAAUCAUUAUCCCCUCCUCUACGAUUUACAAUGUUAUAAUAUGUAUAGAAGGUAGUGCUUCAAAUCGGUGGCAUCAUGUUUGUCAUAAAAUGUGUAGAAGUUAUCUAUAUAAAGAGUAAAAAUAACAAACCAUGCCAAUAUGUCUUACACUGUCACAUUUAAUUCUUAAUUAUGAAAAUAAUUUGCAAAAUACCAUGACACCUCGUUUGAUUUUCAGCAUGUGCAGGUAAACUCAAUCGGUACUUACGUAAAUUAUCGGUCGAUUAAAUCUUCCAUCGGAAAAUAAUCAUUUGGCAGGGACUUCAUAAAUCAAUCAAAGCACAGUGUCAUUCAUCUUCUCAAGGUGUACUUGCACGAUCUGUCGAAAUGCAAAUUAAGUGUAAAAUCCAAAACAAAGCGAUUAAAUCAAUUACAAAAAUUACCUCCUACGUUAUUCGAAGGAUGGCAGAUAGAAACAACACAGACUUUUCACAAUGUGAGUAGAUGUGAGAAAAUGACCACACAGCUGAACCUCCUUAUCGUCUUACUGGGAUGUGUUGGGUCCUUACGAGCAGUGGUUUUCAAAAUGGAAGCAGAAAAUUAUGCGGCCAAAAGAUUUCAUAAUCACAGAGAGAAGGCUAGCGGCGAGAAAGCAGUGAAUUUCAAUAAAGGUCAAAGUUUGAAUUUCUACUUUUGUCUGAGGCAUGCUGCGGAGGUAUCGUUAAACCAAGUCGUUUACUCGAAUGAUGGAGGGAGUGACACUUUCGAAAUGAGACUUGAUGGCAAACACUUUUUAGGAAGUCUGAAGACACCCGAACAGUCUAAUGGUGGUAAAAAUUGGAAUAAAUUCUUGUACAGUGGUCAAAAAGGUCCAAAUAUGACACUGGAGUCGGGGAGACACACGAUCACCUUAGAGUUCAAAGAAACGGACAGAUUUGGAAUAGAUGUUGACUUCAUAGAAGUGAGCGUUAACGAUGAGAAACUCCGUAAGGAUCUGUUCGAGUGCGCGAUAUAUUGUAUUCCGGGAAUCGAGUACAAAAAUGGACCUGCCCGUGACGACAUGCCCUCCGCCUCCGUACAGCGAAUAAUCGCACCUGUCACGUGUCCUUCUGAUGAUAAUAUCAUAAUACCAAUAUACCACGAGAAUAUCAAACAUUACCUACUAACAGCCACCCUGCCAAAAUAUAGGUCUUUUGAAAAUCACUACACCGCCAAAGAUUCUGUGUGCAAUGAUGACAGGGCUGGUAUUCUAUGGAGCUUUCCUAACUUGGAAAUUCCUAUGGAGACAUUUACUGACGGGUUAUCAGGAUUUACGACCGUGAAAUAUCACGCUUCAAAUAUCAGUAAAAACUCAGUCUUCUCCGUUACUUUUCAACCAGUUGCUCAGGACGACUUCGACAAAGGUAGCAAUUUGAAAAUAACUUUCCAUGAGCCUAAAUCAGACAUCUACGUAGAAAUGAAGUAUAAAAAACGGGAUGGAACUUGGUCCGAAUCUGAAGGACAGUAUAUAACGCCGCAGAGCAUGGACGUUUUGGUCAGUAUUCCUAGCAAGACCUGGUCAGAUACUACACAGAAUGAGAUCGAGAUUACCUUACUAGCAAACCCAGAAACUCUUACAGGCUUGAAUCUUGAUCUACGAUUAAUAAAACUCAGAGAGGAGAGACGGAGAGAAUAUGCCUUAUACAACAACUUGGACGUCCGCGUGGUGGUCAUCGAUGUUUAUGUCGGAGACGAAACAGACCGCGAAAAAAUGGCCGUGAAAAAUGAAGACAUGAAGGCCAAUAUUUCUACCGCGUCCUUUAUCAGCGUGUAUCAAAACACGCAGUGGUCCAGUUCUGUCAACGAGGUUCUCCGUCUUCAUCAGAAUGGUCGCUUACAACUCCUUCCAGCGUCACCUCACGGGUUCCAGGGGAACAUACCGUUUGGAACCUCUGUUUUCAUUGGCGCCCAUGAUACCAAUGUAUUGCCUCCCAAGAUCCCUAUAGAGGAAGUAACAGUUGUCCCAGAACCUCUUCAGCUGUUUGUGUCCUACAAAGAUGGUUCUAAAGCUACAUUGCAGGUAAAAACAGACCUCGACCAAACCAAUGUACUUGUGAAGGACGUUAAAAUGACCAGAGACCCGCUCAAAUAUCCAUUUGCUACCAUCAGUUCAAUGUGGCAAUACGAUGGCAAUUCGGACAUUGAUCACGUGAGUACUAAUGGGAAUGUAGAACGCCAUGUGAUGAACGGAUGGACGGAACUAUACGGAACUAAUUUUGCCUUCUUCCGGAAAUGUAUUUCGAAACAUAACACCUUAAGUCCAGAUAUUCAGUUGCAGCUCAUCAAUAAUGAGGAUCUGUACAUGCACGUGUGAUGGAGGGAAAGUUGUCUAGUGAUAAAAAAUAAAUGAACAAUACGUAUA
This is a messenger RNA of Ostrea edulis (European flat oyster), 7357 nucleotides long. RefSeq lists its product as uncharacterized. Gene Ontology annotation, cellular component: membrane. The coding region runs from base 367 to 2220 and encodes 617 amino acids. The record is from RefSeq and is a predicted model, not a curated record. The transcript has 12 exons. Gene Ontology annotation, molecular function: calcium ion binding. Gene Ontology annotation, biological process: homophilic cell-cell adhesion. NCBI's taxonomy places the organism in Eukaryota, Metazoa, Mollusca, Bivalvia, Ostreida, Ostreidae.